AUGUCUUUUGAGAAUAAAGUAAGUAAUUGUGAUCGAUAGUGAGGGAUUUGUUGUCGAAAUAAUUUCAAUUGUCAAUCAAUCGUACGAUAAGGAACCAGAUAUCAAAAGGAACAUAAAGCCACACAAAAGGAUGUAGAUAGGUCAAAUUGAAGAUUAUGAGUUACCGCCAGGGUUAUAAAUGUAGACAAUUAUGAAGAGAACAAGUUUAAUGAGAGAACAAGGCAAGGGACAACGAAUUGAACAUGAGAUUAUGAAACGACAUGGGGAACGAUACAAUUGAGGAUACUAACAUAAAAUUAGAACUUAUACCAUUUAUUAGGUAACGAUGUUGAAGAUGAUUCAACUCCAAAGCUUCCAAUUAGAGAGGUAGUUAAGAACACUACCUCAUCCAAGAAGUCUGAUGUUCCACCACCAUCAGCCGACCCAGCUAAGGCUAAGAAGAAGGCCAAGGCUACCGGUAACGAAGGUGCUUUCAAGACCAAACCAGAUAACAAGAACGUUUCAGCUCCAUCCUCUACUCCAUCUAAACACUACAAGAAGCCAUUUGACCGUCACUCCAGAUCUAGCAAGUCUGACGGUAAGAGAUUCAAGGACGGUGAAAAGAGAGAAUUUGAAGCUGAAGUUGAAGCUGUCUCCGAUGCCGUCGAAGAACUUGAAACCGGUGAUGCCACCGCUGUCAAUGAAGUUGAGGCUGCUCCAAAGCAAUCCUUGUCUGACUACUUUGCUGAUUUACAAGCCAAACAACAAGAAUUAGAUGGUAAGAAGAACCUUAGACCAGCUAACGCUGGUGCCGAAGACAAAUGGUCUUCUGCUGAAAAGAUCGAAAAGGAUCAAGAAGCUUACUUUGCCCCAUCUGUUGCCAAGAAGGCUAAGGCCAAGGCCGCUAAGGAAAAGAAGUUCUUAGAUUUCGAAGCUUCUUUUGCUGACCAAACCUCCAACUCCAGACCAUCUGAAUCUAGAAGAGGUGGUAGCGAAAGAGGUGGCUUCAACAAGAGAGGUGGAAAGAGAGGUGGUGAAAGAGGUGGCUUCAACGGUAGAAAGCCAGCUCCUUCUUCUACUUCUUCUUCUGCUAAGAAGCCAGCUGUCAAUGACAAGAACUUCCCAUCAUUGUAA
This is a messenger RNA of Debaryomyces tyrocola, 1113 nucleotides long. Lineage: Eukaryota; Fungi; Ascomycota; Pichiomycetes; Serinales; Debaryomycetaceae. The record is from the annotation of a GenBank genome assembly.